AUGCUAAAAAAAUGCUGUCAAUUUGAAAUUGACAAUCUCAACUUUUGUUUAAAAUCGGCUAUUUUCUAGAAGACAAAUCCCUAGAUAAACUUUAAUAUAACAAAUAAAACAAUUUACAUUCAAAAGUAGGAAGCUUCUAAUAGACCUAUGUGUUAGGAUUACACUAAAUUCAAGAUUUAAGAAUAAUAACUGAAUGGUAAGAUUUAUUCUUAGAAUAAUUAAAUUCGAUAUGAGGAUUUCAGUAAAUCUCGAAUGGGCAGAGUAGCUAAUAAGAAAUGA
This is a messenger RNA of Paramecium tetraurelia, 279 nucleotides long. RefSeq lists its product as uncharacterized. The transcript has a single exon. NCBI's taxonomy places the organism in Eukaryota, Ciliophora, Oligohymenophorea, Peniculida, Parameciidae. The record is from RefSeq and is a predicted model, not a curated record.